This is a messenger RNA of Brenthis ino (lesser marbled fritillary), 2397 nucleotides long. The record is from the annotation of a GenBank genome assembly. Lineage: Eukaryota; Metazoa; Arthropoda; Insecta; Lepidoptera; Nymphalidae.
AUGUACGGGUGGUUACUUGAGAGUGUGCAGCAUUUUAUUGUUGAAGAAUGUGGAGAAGAAAUAUGGGAAACUAUUCUUCGGGAGGCAGGGGCCAGGAACACUGUGUUCCUUACAAGACAGCAAUAUCCGGAUACACUCAUGCCACGAUUAGCAUGUGCUUUGGCCAGAUUACUAACAAAGGACCCUCUCAGUCCAGCCACUUCUAAUCCUGGAAGUCCAGCGCCGAGGAAACUGUCUUUUAAAUCCAAACCGACAUGGCGUAGUUCUUCAGUCCAUGGCGACAAUCGAAACCAAACAUUCAAAUGCCCAUUCACAGCAACAAACGCUCUAACAGCUGUUACAAAGAAAGAAAUACAUGCUUAUACCUCUUCCGAAGAGAUUCGGUCACCAACACACGGCUCCACACUAUCUACUAACAAGAUAAGUGAAAGCGAAGAGCUAAGUUUGGUUCCAGCAUCCGUCAAUGUAAGGGACAGGCGUAGUCUUGGUGUACACUUGGAACAUUCCAUUUGUAAGGAAGAUAAGGAUGUGUCUGAAGAAAUCAUACCUGAGACUACUGAAAUCACCGAAAACACUGAAAAUAAUGAAGAUGCCCCAAGUACUAGUGCUUCUCCUGCACGAAGGAGCUCUCUAAAACCUGCUAUAAGAAAAAACAGUUGCACUGUAGCCUUGGAUAUUCAUAAACGCCGUGGUUCUACAGUUUCACUGCGACCCAGACUAAAUAGUUUAAGUUUAGUGAAUGCAGAUAGACUGAACGCGUUAAAGGAAAAGCUUGGCACCCCUGAAAAGGUUAUGCAUUUCUUUGGAAGAUGUUUUGUGAAAUUCUUUUCUAACUAUGGCUAUGACACAAUGAUUAGAGCAACAGGCAGGUAUUUCUGCACGUUUCUCCAAUCAGUGGAUAAUAUCCAUCAACGUAUGCGGUUCACGUUCCCGCGUAUGCGAUCUCCUUGUAUGCAACUGACGAGGGCGCACAUCCACGGUGCGGAACUACGCUACAGUAGUACCAGAGCUGGAUACACGUACUACCUAAUGGGCCAGUUAUACGAGAUCGCUGAAGACAUUUUCUCAUUAAAAUUGAAGGUGUCCAUUGUGAAGGAAAGCUUAGAAGGGAACUAUUACGUAGCCGUAUUGAGACUGGAAUUCGACAAUAGCGACUACGUUCAAUCUCUGAUGGCUCGGAAAUCACAGCCAUGUCUCCUCCCUCAAGUGCCAGUUUCACUCCUGCUCCAGUUGUUUCCCUUUGGAGUCCUGCUGGACAGAAAGAUGAAGAUUCUGAAAGCUGGUGACAAGUUAAUGGAAGCGUGGGGAGGUCCUCACAAUCGCAUUGAAAAAUCAUCUAUCAACGAGGUUCUUCGUUUAAGAAAGCCUAAAGUUACAUUUACAUGGGAUAAAGUGGUAUGUAUGCAGACAAUAAUGUUUGAGCUGGAGUUAAUGCGAUGGCGAGCACGUUGUAUCAAUGACUCCAGGCGAGGAUCACAGGGAGCAAGAGCUAUCUUACUGAAAGGCCCCAUUUAUUUCCUAGAGGAAAUUGAAGCUCUUAUAUUCUUAUGCAGUCCUAUCUUCAACGAUCUUGAAGAGCUAAAACAGGCAGGACUCUACUUAGCUGAUAUGAAUGGCCAUGGAUUGUCAAAGGAGAUGCUAUUACAGGGCUGGCAACAUCUCUCUCGUUUGGAACUUCUAUUCGAAAAGGCAGAAAGCAGAAGUCUUACGUUGGAAAAAUCCUGUAGACUUGUAGAACAGUGGAAAAAGCGAGGAGAUCAGCUGUUGUACUCAAUGAUCCCCAAAACCAUUGCUGACCAACUUAGAUCUGGAAAUCCUUUGCCUCCCAUGAAAUUCGAUUCUGUAACUAUUAUGUUCUGCGGUCUCCAACUAACGGAAACUAUAACCCGAGCUGAUGUGAUGCAGACUGUAGCUUACAUGAACGACGUAUACUCUAGGAUCGAUCGCCUACUGGAUACACAUCGCGUUUAUAAAGUAGAAACUGUAGGUACAGUGUACAUGGUAGUGUCUGGAGCGCCGAAGAAAAAUCGUGCGCACGCGCAAGCUACUGCAAGUGCUGCGUUAGCUGUUUCGCAGGCGUUACCUAUGCUUACUAUCGGUCUUCACAGUGGGCUGUGUUAUGCCGCCGUACUUGGACUCCGACAACCACGUUAUUGCUUGGUCGGCGAUACAGUUAAUACUGCAAGUCGGAUGCAAACCACUAGCGAACCCGGUCGCAUACAGAUAUCAUCGCAAACUGCUGCACAACUACCAGCUGGAAAGUUUAGGCUUCGGCGUAGAGGCCUAACUAAAGUAAAAGGGAAAGGUAUGAUGGAGACGUUCUGGCUCGAAGGAGAAAUCGAAGAAGAGGAGCAGGAUGAGGCUUUGCAAUUAUUGGCCGAGCUUUGCGGUGGAGAC